Messenger RNA from Larimichthys crocea (large yellow croaker), 12721 nucleotides. RefSeq names its product glutamate receptor, metabotropic 5b (gene grm5b). Lineage: Eukaryota; Metazoa; Chordata; Actinopteri; Sciaenidae. The transcript has 18 exons. The coding region runs from base 530 to 4291 and encodes 1253 amino acids. Gene Ontology annotation, cellular component: membrane. Gene Ontology annotation, molecular function: G protein-coupled receptor activity. Gene Ontology annotation, biological process: G protein-coupled receptor signaling pathway. The record is from RefSeq and is a predicted model, not a curated record.
GAGGUAGGUGUGAUAUGGAGAGAGGGAGCGAGACAGAGACACAGAAAGAGAGAGAGAGAGAUGGAGACACACACACACACACACACACACACACACACACAGAGGGUGUAUGACCUGUGACGCGAAAGGAGCCUCCUCAUUGGAGCGCGUGGCGCGGCAGAGAGAGAGAGGACAGGGGGUUUAUUUGUUGCCAUAGUGAAAAAGUAGAUUACCCACCGCGAGCAUGAUGCCCUGAUGGACGCGUGAGGGGAUGCUGUGUUUCUCCAGGAGCAUUCACCUGUCCUGCAAGCAAAGGUUGCACUGCUGCACCUGUCUCAGCUGUUGCAGUGAUGGUCCCGCCUUGAAAUCCGAAGGACAGAAAGACAAGUCAGAAGAAGGGAAUAUAUUGAAAUCGUCUAUUUUCAAAAACUCUGUGCCACAAGCUCUUGCCAUGGCCAGGAGAAGUGUUUCUCGGACGAGUAGAUUCCUGUGACGGCUCUAAGCAACAAAUUUGAGAUCGUCUCCUCCUUUGUGACCUUAACGGAUCAAGAUGAUGCUUCAUCUGCUGCUAGUUCUGUCAGUUUGGGUGUGGCCCGAUCAAGUCGACUCUGCCCAGUCCAACGAACGGCGAGUUGUAGCACACAUACCUGGUGACAUCAUCAUCGGAGCGCUGUUCUCUGUCCAUCAUCAGCCUCCUGCUGACAAGGUGCAUGAGCGCAAGUGUGGCGCGGUGCGAGAGCAGUAUGGCAUCCAGAGGGUGGAGGCCAUGAUGCACACACUGGACCGCAUCAACCUUGAUCCACAGAUCCUUCCCAACAUCAGUUUGGGCUGUGAGAUACGGGACUCCUGUUGGCACUCAGCUGUGGCUCUGGAGCAGAGCAUCGAAUUCAUACGGGAUUCGCUGGUCUCUUCUGAUGAGGCCGAGGAGUGGGGCGGAGGAGGUUCCUGGGGAGGGGGUGGAGGUGGAGGAUCGACGAUGAAGUGUGCAGACCCCUCUGCCACUCCAAUGCGGGGGAAGAAACCCAUUGUGGGCUUAAUAGGACCGGGGUCAAGUUCAGUGGCCAUCCAGGUUCAGAACCUUCUACAGCUGUUCAACAUACCACAGAUUGCCUACUCUGCCACCAGUAUGGACCUCAGUGAUAAGAGCCUUUUUAAGUAUUUUAUGAGGGUGGUGCCUUCAGAUGCCCAGCAGGCUAGAGCUAUGGUGGACAUUGUCAAGAGAUACAACUGGAGCUACGUGUCUGCUAUACACACCGAAGGCAACUAUGGUGAAAGUGGGAUGGAAGCGUUCAAGGACAUGGCAGCCAAGGAGGGCAUCUGCAUCGCCCACUCUGGCAAAAUCUGGAGCAAUGCUGGAGAGCAGAGCUUUGACCGGCUGCUGGAGAGACUGAGGGCCCAUCUGCCUAAGGCCCGGGUGGUGGCAUGUUUCUGUGAGGGCAUGACUGUCCGCAACAUCCUGAUGGCCAUGAGGCGCCAGGGACUGGUAGGAGAGUUCCUGCUCAUCGGCAGUGAUGGAUGGGCGGACCGGUAUGAUGUAACAGAUGGCUAUGUUAGGGAAGCGGCCGGUGGCAUUACCAUCAAGCUCCAGUCGGCUGAUGUGAAGUGGUUUGAUGAGUACUACCUUAAACUUCGCCCUGAGAACAACCUCAGGAACCCUUGGUUCCCCGAGUUCUGGCAGCAUCGUUUCCACUGUCGACUUAAAGGCCACCCACAGGAGAACAGCAAAUACAACCGCACCUGUAGCAAGCGGGAGUCGCUUCGGCAGCAGUAUGCACAGGACACUAAGAUGGGGUUUGUCAUUAAUGCCAUCUACUCUAUGGCAUAUGGCCUGCAUAACAUGCAACGGGCACUCUGCCCAGGCUAUCAGGGCCUCUGCGAUGCCAUGCGACCUAUAGAUGGUGCCACACUGCUGGACUUUCUGAUGAAAACCAACUUCACAGGCGUGUCAGGGGAGGGAAUCUUAUUUGAUGAGAACGGAGACUCACCUGGCAGGUAUGAAAUAAUGAACUUCAAAAAGAUGGGGAAGGACUACUACGACUACAUUAAUGUUGGCAGUUGGGAUAACAGAGGCUUGAAGAUAGAUGAUGAUGAAAUUUGGCCAAACAAAGAAUCCAUUAUCAAGUCAGUCUGCAGUGAACCCUGUGACAAAGGACAAAUUAAGGUGAUCCGUAAAGGUGAGGUGAGCUGCUGCUGGACGUGCACUCCCUGCAAAGAAAAUGAGUUUGUGUUCGACGAGUACACCUGUCGAGCCUGUGAACUGGGCUCUUGGCCAACUGAUGACCUCACAGGCUGUGACUCAAUCCCAGUGGAGUACCUGCGUUGGGGAGACCCCGAACCCAUUGCUGCUGUGGUCUUUGCCUGCCUCGGGCAAAUGGCCACAUUCUUUGUCACUGCAGUCUUUAUCAGGUUCCGGGACACCCCAGUCGUGAAAUCCUCCAGUAGGGAGCUGUGCUACAUCAUUCUGGCAGGGAUCUGCCUGGGAUACCUGUGUACCUUCAGCCUCAUAGCCAAACCUCACGUCAUCCAUUGCUACCUCCAACGACUGGGAAUAGGCCUGUCACCUGCCAUGAGCUACUCUGCACUUGUCACCAAGACAAACCGCAUCGCUCGGAUCCUGGCAGGCAGCAAGAAGAAGAUCUGUACAAAGAAACCUCGCUUCAUGUCUGCGUGCGCUCAGCUCAUCAUUGCCUUCCUCCUCAUACUGCUGCAGCUGAGCAUCAUCGUGGCUCUCUUUCUCAUGGAGCCACCUGAGGUGAUCCAUGACUAUCCCAGCAUCCGCCAGGUCAACCUCAUUUGCAACACCACUAACCUGGCCGUGGUUGCCCCGCUGGGAUACAACUGCCUGCUCAUACUCAGCUGCACCUUCUAUGCCUUCAAGACACGCAACGUCCCUGCUAAUUUCAACGAGGCAAAGUACAUUGCCUUUACCAUGUACACCACCUGUAUUAUCUGGCUGGCCUUUGUACCCAUCUACUUUGGUUCCAACUACAAAAUCAUCACCAUGUGCUUCAGUGUCAGCCUCAGUGCCACUGUGGCUCUGUGCUGCAUGUUCGUACCCAAGGUGUACAUCAUUCUAGCCAAACCAGAGCGUAACGUGCGCAGUGCCUUUACCACCAGCACGGUGGUGCGCAUGCACGUGGGCGAUGGAAAAUCGUCGUCAGCCGCCAGCCGUUCUUCAAGUCUGGUCAACCUGUGGAAACGCAGAGGGUCUACUGGAGAGACACUCAGCUCCAAUGGUAAAUCGGUGUCUUGGGCGCAGACGGAGCGCAGCGGUUCACGUGGCAACCACCUCUGGCAGCGGCUGUCCUUCCACAUCAAGAAGAAGGAGAACAAUCAGACUGCCGUCAUCAAGCCCUUCUCUAAAACUUCUGAGGAGCGUUACUGUGGAGGGGGAGACAUGCCCCCGCACAUCCCUCUGCCCUCCCUCCCCUCCAUGUCGUCCCUGCCCAGUCAUCCUGACUCCGUCACAGACAAGACCCUCUAUGAGCUGUCUGAAGCAGAGGAGCGAUACUCGAUCACCUACCGGCCGCAGACGCCUUCGCCGAUCAGCACGGUCAGCCAGAGGCUCGGGGCAGGUUUUGUGGAGGAGCCUCAGAUGACUGCUAUUCCACAGUACCCGAGCAGCAUCUGCAGCAGUGGUAGCGGCAGCAGUUGUGGUCCUUCCAGCAGUGGCUCCGGUGUCGCCGGGAGUGACGGUCGAUUGGUUGCCAUGGACGAUCGCCCGGGAGUGCCCCAGAGUUCACUGAUGGAUCAGAUCAGCUGUGUGGUGAACCGCUUCACGGCCAACAUCACAGAGCUCAAUAGCAUGAUGCUGUCACCCUCUCCGACGCACUCGCACACCACGCACAAACACACACCUCCUUCGCCUCACCCCACUGACCCAUACCUGUUGCCCCGUGAAAUCCAGAUGCCCCCGACCCUCACCACCUACGCUGACGUCCAGCCCCUCCCACCCGUGGAGUCCAGCUUGGGGGGCCGGGGUGGCUGUCUGGCUCACCCUAUGCCUCAUUCACCUUACCCCCUGCCACCUCCUCACCCCCAGGCCUCCCCAUCUCUUUCCCCAAUGCGAGGAGGACUGAUCACCUGCCUCGCUGACUCCCCUCUGAGGAGGGCGGAGUUGGAAGAUGAGCUCAUUGCUUUGACUCCGCCGUCGCCUUUCCGCGAUUCCCUGGCAUCUAGUAGUGGCUCACCUAUCUCAGAGACAGGUCUGUGUCUCCCCCCAGUCCCCUCCCAUCCUCCCCCUUCCCCCCCUUCGCCCAGGUACAGCAGACUGACGCUCAGAAACUACAGCCAGAGUUCAUCCUCACUGUGAGGCAGAGAUGACGAGUAAAGAAAACACAGAAGCGAAGGGGAGCACUCGGCUAACAUGAGAAAAGAGGAUGGAGAGAUUGAAAUCCAUUCGUCCCUUCAUGGAGUAAAAACCUGAAGUAAAGGAGUCAUGGACGGCUGGUUUGUGAAGACACCAAGCUGUGACAGUCUUGCUGUGUUUGUGUUUACAUGUUUGCGGUGAGAUGCAAGUAUAAAAAGCUUGCCCACGUUGUGUUUCCUUAGUGCUGUUUCUCACAAGUGGAGUGUGAGGAGUUGAAAAACUAUAACUCUGCAGUGUUUUGGUGUCAAUUUUGGUAAAGUCAGAAAGGUCUAGAGCGACGUGUCAGUUAGGUUUGGGUAGUGGCCUUAAGGUAACAUGGCUAUCAACUAAUUAGAGAUUGUGUGUGUGUGUGUGUGUGUGUGUGUGUGUGUGUGUGUGUGUGUGUGUCUGAGUGUGUCUGAGUGUGUCUGAGUGCAGGGGUAUAGUUUUGCUGUAUCUUAGGUAAUGAGUGGUACUGUAAUUGCAUCAUGUCAGCGAAGAGUGUUGAUGAGGUAAGACUCCUAAAGCCUGUAUGGACUUAACAGAGGCGAUUAAGGGCACAUAUAUAUUUACACACACACACACACACACACACACACACACACACACACACACACACACACACACAUACAAUUAAGGGAAAUCACUGUAAAUAUCUAAGAGGUUCUGGAUUUUUCUGUGGUGACAAAAUCCAACAUGCUUCUGACAAAAGUGCAUUGUGUUUCUCACAAAAGCAUCUUUCUACUCAUUCAGCUCUCCAAUCUGUUCCCACCACGUAGCUUUCUUUUCCUCAGUCCCUCUUUCUCUUGCUGCUUUAUUUCAUCCUGCCAGUAUUUCAGUAUUUUCUACUCUUUUCACUUUGUUUUCUUCAGAAGUUUGAAUGUAUAUUUUCUACAUGAUUCCUGAAGUAGUUGGGACCAAACCUUUUUGUACCCGUCUGUCUGUGACUUGAGAAAGAGGGAGAGGAGGGAUUGACAAGUCCAGGCCUUGUGUUACCAUCAACAUCUUAGUCAUUAAAUCUUGUACAGGUGGAUUGUUGGCAGAAAUCUGACCUCAACGUUUAUCUUCAGUGUUCAACGUUUAACAGAGCAUUAUGUAAGGCUUAGCUGGAUAUCUGUCAUGACAUUUUCUCUUUACAGUGUGUCUGCAGGACACAAGUGUCACUCUGUUUUAUCAACAGAGGUAUUUGAAUGGGAUUAAUUGGAAUCACAAACAUCUCUUAUGUGAGUGGGCUCAGAUUGAUAGAUUCAAGCUGGGAGAGAGCCUCCUCCUCCUCCUCCUCCUCCUCCUCAGCUUCAUCUGUUGCACAGUUUCUAAGAAUAUUUUAUUUUUCUUUUAAACAAAGAGGGGCAGAACAACAAAAGAGGUUCAAAUUGAAUGGACAGACAUGAGAAUAAUAUCAUCUGAAAUACAGAAGCAAAUCAGUGGAUUGCCAGAAUUUGAAUCUAUUGGCCUAAUGAGACUAAUCCCAAAUGUCAGGCUUCCUGGACUGAAAAAAAAUGCUGCGAGUGAACGUAAUCCAGCUGGUAAUUACAUCUUCUAUUUCUAUUUGGCCAUACAGUAUAUCAUUGCUUUGGAGACAGGGUUUUGUUAUAUGGAGAGAGCAUAAAGUUAAAACUUCAGCACAAGAUGUUCAUGCAUCUUAAUAUUCCAGUCAUAACUGUCUGUGCAGAUGGGUAAAUGGAGCUGAACUUGCAAAAUACUGCAAAAACCUAAGUAUCUAAUCUGGCUCUUUAAGAUUUGUGUCAAAACCUUAUACUUUUAAAUGGAGUAUUGUACUUAACAUGUGCCAACACUUAAAAUUUGUGAGUACUCAGAGCAGUACUGGGAUAUAAAAUGUGCAGAUGAAUGCAUUCACUAAGAUGCUUUUGAGAAAUGGGGCCUUGGCUUUGUGUCAGCUCCCUCCGCAGAGGAAAACACUCAGCAAAGUCAAUAAAAAAAACUUGAGUCAGAAGAUUGUGAUACACAACACAAACAUUUUUAGACAUUUUAUGAGGAAUGUCGGCAGCAAAGACAUGGAUCGCUAUAUCUGACUUAAUUAAAGAUAAUUGGGCUGAUGGUAUCACAACAAAACUCAGUAUUAUUGUCCAUCACAAUCUCCAUAUUUUCCGCAGCAUAUGUAUUCAUCUGCUGUGACAGCUGCCUGAUGUCUGUCUGAUUUCUCCUUGUGAGUGUAGUAUUUUUGCUCUACAGUAGCCAGCAAGAACAAACUCAGACAAAGUGAUUCUGUAAAUACUAAGGGCAUGCAAAGACAGUUCUGUUUUGUUUCAGAUGAAAGUAAUUUUAUUUACAUAUCAACAAAGGUGAAAAAAAAGAAGAAAAAAAAGACAUUUUUGAACUAUGUUAUGACAUCAUACAGUACCGAUAUGUGUUACGACUACAAAAACUGUGUUACUACUCUGAAUGUGUGAGUGACCAUUCCUAUUCAAAUGUCUUGUAAUUCAACAAUAUAAUAAUAAUAAUAUUAAUAUGAUUAUUGUGCCAAAGGGGUUAGUGUGGGUCUAGCUUACUAGCUUGUGGGUAAAUAAGUGGUUUCAUAAAAAAACAGAAAAAAAUAUAAAUGUAAAACUGUUUCUAUUGUUUUGGAUAUUUUCUAUAUAAAUAUUCCACAUUUUCCAGUGUAAAAGCAAUAUUAUCCAUACGUAUACAAGGUGCACAUCUGAGGGGGUUUCUUAAAUCAUAAUCAAAGUUUUAGAUUGUUGUUCUUUUUCAUCCUUCUGCAAUUUGUGGUGGACAAUUCAACGGAGGAGAUGGCAGGUAGAGAAGUUGACGUCUUUCUUUGCAUUUUCUCUGAAUCUUUAUGUGAUGAGAGGGACACGUAAUCAUUUCUCGUAACAUAAGAUGGUGCGAUUCCCUGAUUUUGCAGUGCUAUCUUCUUGACAUGUAGUUCCACAUUUCCCACCGUGUAUUCCUGGUUCAGCCUCUGAUCUAAACUUUUAGUCACAGUCCAAUUAACCAAUGACAUAGCUGCAGUGUGAGGUACUUCAGGGGCUGAUCUGUGUGUGCCAUUAAUUGGUUUUUAAUUGUUUUUGUUUUUUUUAAGUGUUCCAGUUAAUUAAGACGCAAACCUGGUCUGGUGUAGAUACAGCAUGUCUCUACAACUCAGAGCAAGACUAUGUGGGGGAAAAAAAUCUAUGUGGAUACGCACAAUCAACAUCUGAGAUAAUUGUACAGAGACUUUUGCUCAUGAUAGGGAUAGAAAUUUACACCUGAAAAAAGCAUGAAACAAGAACUGUCGGUCAUAAGUGUUGACAUAAAUGGUUCCUGUCUCAAAGUGCUGUCUGUGCAUCAUUACCUCCACGUCUACUUGUGUAAUUUAAACAAUCUGGGCUCUGACCUGUUGUCAAAAAAUGAAGGAGUGCUAUUGUUGAGAUGUUGCUGAGGAGGAGAGCUGCUGUCACUGACAGUGUUUAAAACAUGCUGAGAGAGUAACAGAAAGCUUGCUUCAGCACUUCGGCUGCGUGUUAUCAGCCCCCUGGGUGAGGCUCGACAGUUGUGUACUACCUCUGCAGAAAAAGACAGGAUCAGCUCUUACAUCUACCGCUAUCUUAUUCUCUUUAAUGCUUCAGUUCUGUGACGUCUUAUAUUACAGCCACGCAUGACCAAUAAUACGUAGCAGCAGGCUUAUUUUGAACAGGAAAAGUUAAACUAACAGAGACAUGGCUUCAUUUAAAAAAAAAAAAAAAUGCAGGUAUUGAUUUUUUUAAGCUCAACAUAAACUCACUGAGCCACAGGGAGAUCGAAUUUAAUCUGUCAUCUACUGUAGCAUUUUUAUAAAAUACGAUUUCAGGCCCUCUUUGCAUUUGAAUCCAAUCUCCUUAGUUGUCAGGGACUUUUUCUUUUUUUUUCUUUUUUUUUUAAACCUGGUGGAGAUUUAAAAAAUACCCAGUAUGGAAACGAAAGAAGUCAAGUUAAAGUACAGGAGUGAUGCAGAAGGCAGAGUUUGUUGACAGACUGCGAGCUUUCUGCGAUAGUACCAUUGCUCAUUGCAUUUUAAGCCUACCUCAAGGAUCAGAAAAAGCUACCACUCACAUUAAUCUGGGGUUGAUCUCAGUCACAGAUAUUUCCCCUCGUAUUCUAGCCAAAACAUGAUGGUUAUGAGUAAAAUCUUAUCCUCUCCAGGAAGGUGAUCUCUUGAUGACGUCCACCUAAAAUGCUGUCGACUGACUUAUUUUCCUAAAUGCACUCUAAAGAAUUGGAUUGAUAAUCCCUGCGCUCAAAAAUACUUUUAAUCCAAGCAUGCUCAUCUGCUGUUGGGAGAGAAAAAGACACAAGGUCAUUUAUUUUAUACCUUUUUGAAUGAAAAUAUAAAACCAGCCCACAGUCCAUCAAGGGCUCCCUCUUUUCUCUCAAUCCUUAAAUCCUGGUUUAGGGGCAGAUAUAUACGUAAUCAUAGGGCUCUGUCACACAUUUGUUAGCACUGUACACAAGCCUGGGUUUAAGGAUGCAGUUUGUAAUUUGUGGAAAGCUGCAUCUGUGGGCAGAUUGGUGAUUGGUGACUGAAGGACCCAGAGUAUCACGAAACGUUUAAUUUUGGGCUCCAUCAAUCUGACUGUCAGUGCUGUGUGAUGGAUCAGCCUCUCCCCCCUGUCCUGCUUGAAUAUUUGUUUGAUUUGAUACAGAAAACCGAACUAUGUUUACUGUGUAAACACUGCAUAGGCAUAUGGUUGUAUGCGCUGUAAGGACAGGCUGGGAGAAGUUUGUUUUGUCAGCCCGCUGUCACAGGCUCUCACAUAAUUAUUAUAAUGUGUCAUGAUGAUGGACACCUUUGUGAGUGUAAUUUUGUAGAUAUCACAAAUCUCCUCUUACCUUUUAACAGUGUUAAUGAAGUGAGUAAAUCACAGCAUGUUUAUGCGAGGUAAUAAGAGUGUUGUCCUAAACCACACCCAGACUCUCUGCCCUCUACCUGCCAAGCGAUAAAUCCAUUUAUGUUAAUGCCAUUCUCAGUGUUUUUAUUUUUCUCGCACACAAAUCAAACUGAUAAGCAGAAUGAAUAAAACCCUAAUGACACCCAUUAUGGAGUAAAUAUUGAUAACUGAGGAUCGACACCUGGCCCUGCUGCUGUUGAGAAUGGCACAUUCAGACUGAAACGUGUAUUUACACUUGAUGUGCAGACUGAGGCAAAAUGUACUCUAUAGACAGUACCUGCGGUGUCAGCACAAACUAAAGGCGUUUACACUCUCAUCUAAAUUGUACACAACAUUGUAAAAUGUCUGCAUACCGGAUGAAUCCACUUUUGCCGCAGACGGUUUAAUGAAACUGACAACUAGAUGUCUUAAAAAAUCAUCAGUAUUUUUGUAAGUUUGUCUGAAGCUGCUGAUUUGAAUGUUGCUUUUUAUAACAAAGUAAAGAGCAUGUGUGUGUUUUAAUAUGCGGUGGUUUCCUCAGCCAAUAGAUUAAAAUGAUUUAGGUAGUCGGAGUAGGUUAUAUAGUGCAGAGGAGGUGGAGUUAAGUUCUGUAUUAUAUUGAUUACAAGUAAGAGAGGAGUUUGUGUUAAUUUAUUUGACUUCAGGAUUUGAGAGAAAAUGGAAUAACUUAUUAAGCAGGUCUGUGUAUGUCUGUAGGGCAUUAUUGUUUUGCAUACAGAGCAGGCGCGUUGCAGAAUUUACAGUAUUGUGUAUUGAUGGUUUGUGAAAUAUUUAGUUGAAAAAAACCCCAACUCAUAUUUCUAAAAUCCCAUAUUUCUAUUUCUAAGAGUAUUAAACCAAACUGAGCUGUGAUAUUACACCACAUAACUCAGAGGUAUCCAUUGCAGGGCAUGUAGUUGAUUUUCUUUUGAACAUGGUUUCAUGCUGUGUUCUUUUUAUACUCUUCAUAGUCCUGCUGUGGACACAAACCCAAAGGAAAUCUCCAUUAAUACCCAUACUUUAAAUUCUGAUAAGAUUCUAUUUUGUGUUUGACAGUAGUUUGUUAGAGAUGGAUCGAUAAGGAGAUGAAUGUUGCCUAGAAGUGAUGUUUACAUUCUUACUGAGAUAAUCGAGAUUAUCCCGUUUAAUUACUGAUUUCAGCUGUUGUGAUAUUCUACAAGCUUGUAAGCAAAUGUGCGUGUUUUGCGUUUUUUCAGAAACACUGAGGCAAAUGAUCUGAGAAGAACACAAAUUUGACUUAUUGUCAACAAAUCCAACUCAUCUGCAUAUAAAUUAAGGCGCCGUGUUCCAAUCUGCUUACAACACUGAUUUAUAAAAACCUUAAUACGACCAAGCUCAUUGGAGCGGUUAUUUCUUCAUUUUGAUGAAAAGAAAAUGAUGAUGGGUUACUAUACACAUAAUUAAAAGGGGAGUGGAAUGAGCUGAAUCCCCUAUACUGAGAGUGCAGAAUGUAACAAUGUAUCUUGAUUUAUUUAUUGACUCCAGGCAGAAAAUGGCUAAAUGUUAUACUAGUUAUUUAUUUAAAAAAUAACCACAAAGUCAGGCUUGAAUAGCAGCGUAUCCUCCACAGACUUGGUGGUGUUUUAUCACAGCAUUGUUAACAUAGGCUCCUCCACUCAGUGCCAACUUUUUAUUUUAAGUGCUACUGCAUUUUUUAAUUAUUAUUUUUUUUACACACGGGUGGAUAACUACUGCACUACAGAAAUUUUGAUUAAACUGGUGAAAAUUAAAAUGACAUAAAUAUAUGUAUUGUAAACUGCUUAUCAAUGGCAUUUUCUAAAGGAGGCCUUGUAGUGUUUAUCCACCCUUAGGGAUAUUUGAUAGUUAAUGAAUUACUUUGAAUGAACAUGACUUUUAAAGCUUUGUGGUUUGUUUUUCGCUUUUUGUUUCCCUCUGAUGUUCAGAACUGUAGAAUGUAAUUUGACGCUUUAUAUUGGUGUGAUAAUGGAAGAUGGUUUUAUAUUUGGAUAUUUAAUUCUCUAUUUAAUAUUUUCACUCAGCUUUGUGAAAUGUGCAAUGUGAGAAUAUAUGGCUCUAGCUGUUUGGAAAAUACAGUAUGUUUCUAAGUGGCUUUUUAGUGGGGGGUUGUAGACGUCUACUUCAGGCAGAUUUUUAUGUUCGAUUACUGUUUUCACCCACAAAUUAGCUUUAGACUUGCCUCAGGCUUUAUAAAAUGGUUUAUUCCCAGAAAGGUUUGAUAUUUAAUGCAUCUAAAGGAUUGUACAUUGUUUGUCACUGACACUGGGGCCUCGUUCACAGGCUUUCUGGGCACUCCCAACAGACCUGGCAGUUGUUUUUGCCAAACAAAGUUCUUCUCAUCUCCCAAUUAAUGAAUCUUUAUCUUCUCAAUCCAAAUUGGCCCACAGUGAUGCCUGUGAAGACAGCUCUCUGGGCUAAUCUGUGGCCAUUGGGAACAGUAAAGAGAACAGAGAGUGGGCAGUUUUAGCAGGAUGCUCCCUCUACCUUUAAUAUAACUACACAGUGUUUUGUCAAAGGACACAAGAAACGAGUCCAGAGCGAGGCUUCACAUCAUCUGUGGACGUGUCUUUUUUGUUGUUGUUUUGGAGCAAUAAAAAAACACAUUUAACAUUGCAUGAUUAAAGAACUAGCCAAUAAAUAUGCUUAUUUAUCUGCUAUGAAAUUCCCCACAAAAUUGUGGGUAUAAUCCAUAAAUAUGGUUCAUUAUUGUCGGUGUGUAUCGUAGGUGAUGUUUUCGGGGGUUGAUACCACACAUGCUGUAAGACCAGAAGUAUCAGCUGGCAAAAAAAUGUUUGAUUAAAAACAACUUCUCAUGAUAUUUCACAGCACUGUUGUCCUUUGUAUCCCAUAGGGCUGUUUUACUCUGAUUCCUCUGUUCUUGCUUUUCUCGCUUUGUUGUAAGUGGAAGGAACUCAUGAACAAAGAAGAGAUGCAAGACAGGAAGUGCAGAUGCAUUAAUGGGAUCUGAGAAGAACCUCAAGCCUCCAGAAGCCUGUGCAAAAGGGAAAACAGUGAGCACUAGAAGUCAGACGAGCAUAAGGCAGCUCUAGCUCGCUGCACAUCCAUAUUACCAGGAUUUUAUAACUGUGUUGGGUAAGGAAAUAGAUUCAGUCUUUUGUUGAGCACUUAUUCCUCUCUCCAGAAAUACUGUGCUGCCACAGCACUUUGCCAUUAACAGGUGUAUUUUUAAAAGUCACCAUAGCUUGACUCACUGUCAAACUCUCACUCACAGCACCAAGACAGAGCUAGAGUAGCCCUCUUAAAAUGGAACAAAAACAUCACAGGGCAUUUGUGUAUUCUAGAUGAAAUGGUUCUCUUUGUGUUUUUCUCUUACUGGGAUCUAAUCAACAGUUCGUGGACCCUCUGGUUAGUGUGACUAGCAUACAGCAGUGCUGUAGAGUGGGAUAUGGUGUGGGGGCGAAAACCUAACAAAGAAAGAAAAGGUUUUGUUUUUUGUUUUCUUUUGCCAUUGAUAAAUCAUUGUGUAAGUGUACUACAGAGUACCUUUGAAUCAUUAUUGAAAUCAUUAUUAAAAAACUCUGAUUAA